AUGUCAAAUAAGGACUCGAAAUCCUUGUGUUCGAGUUUCCACAAGACCCAGACUAAAGCAGUUGCCGAUCCGUCUACAGACAAGGCGACGGAACAGGAGGAGGGGCCCGCCAAUGGGAGUGGCAACGAGGAUGAAACAAAGACUUUCGAGGGCCAGGCGGAUGUUGUCCCAACAGCCUCUUGGACCAGAAAUGCCAAACAAGAUUUCAAGAAGGAGCAGCCUCAGAAUGUCCCCAAGUUCGAUUCAGCUGACCCCGAAACCCGACUCCAAGUCCACGGAGAGGGUGCGGCUAGGCCAGACGGCUGA
This is a messenger RNA of Diaporthe amygdali, 306 nucleotides long. RefSeq lists its product as uncharacterized. The transcript has a single exon. The coding region runs from base 1 to 306 and encodes 101 amino acids. The record is from RefSeq and is a predicted model, not a curated record. Lineage: Eukaryota; Fungi; Ascomycota; Sordariomycetes; Diaporthales; Diaporthaceae.